AUGAACGUGACGAGCCAAAAUGUGACUUACUGCGACUUGAUGAGUGUUAAAAAAACUUUUUCGGUGUACCAUAAUUAUCUCAGUGUGAUAAUAUGUAUUUUCGGUUCGGUGACCAACGUGUUAAAUAUCUGUGUGUUGACGACGAAGCCGAUGCGAUGUCCGACGAACAUGAUCCUGACGGGGCUAGCGCUAGCAAAUCUCCUGGUGAUCUUGGACUAUCUCCCCUUCGUGUUCCUCUACAACGGGGAUAAGGCUUACGCCUUCCACUUCACGUACAACUUGGCAGUUUUCGUGAUUUUCCACGCCUGGUUUGCUCAAUCCUUCCAUUUCAUCUCAUGCUGUCUGACUGUCGUUCUGGCGAUUUGGCAGUACAUUGCCAUCAAGUUUCCCCAAAACAACAGCAAGUGGUGCAGCAAUAAAGUCACCAAAAUCACGAUCCUCCUUACGUACAUCCUCUGUCCGGUUAUUUGCAUCCCUCUGAAUGUCUCGCUGAAAAUAUGGGAGAAACAGGUGCCGGUGGACGAGAACGAGAAAAUUCAGAAGACGGCCAAAACUGGAACACACAAUGCCACGAUUUAUGUCACAGACUAUGAGAGUGAAUAUUCUCAAUACAUAAGUUCCUCGGUGUAUGCCAUUGCUAUGAAGUUAGUUCCGUGCAUUCUCCUAACUGUGCUCUCUUCGCUACUAAUCGUCGAAAUCCUUAAAGCCAAAGAACGGAGAAAGAAGUUAAUGACUCCCAAACCGGACGAGACUGCUGCCAUGAGGAAACCCAGUCAGAGGUGUUUGGAAAAGGUCAAGCAAGCUGAUAGAACAACAAUGAUGUUGCUGGCUGUCUUGCUGCUUUUUUUGCUGGUGGAGUUCCCUCAAGCUAUCUUCGGACUACUCAAUGUUGUCAUUGGAAAGACAUUCGAAGUGGAAUGUUAUCAAAAAUUGGUUAUCCAUGAUAGUUUCGCCAUCAGUGAAACGAAUGGCGUAAAUAACUUCAGCAUCACUUUAUCUGUCAAUAUGUCCAAAAUGUUCACCGAAGAACAUGAAAAAAAUAUGUUGGAAUCCGUAAUGGACGUUGGGUUAACCUAUACUCUUUCAAGCGAAAUAGUGAAGAUUGAUUAA
Molecule: messenger RNA, 1110 nt
Organism: Tribolium castaneum (red flour beetle)
Lineage: Eukaryota; Metazoa; Arthropoda; Insecta; Coleoptera; Tenebrionidae
Product: sex peptide receptor
Exons: 2
Coding region: 1-1110 (369 amino acids)
Biological process (GO): G protein-coupled receptor signaling pathway
Cellular component (GO): plasma membrane
Molecular function (GO): G protein-coupled peptide receptor activity
Source: RefSeq, marked provisional